Molecule: messenger RNA, 1372 nt
Organism: Argentina anserina (silverweed cinquefoil)
Lineage: Eukaryota; Viridiplantae; Streptophyta; Magnoliopsida; Rosales; Rosaceae
Product: probable calcium-binding protein CML18
Exons: 2
Coding region: 640-1131 (163 amino acids)
Molecular function (GO): calcium ion binding
Source: RefSeq, a predicted model, not a curated record
GGUGCAGCAUUAUUGAAUAAACGCAAUGCAGACAAUCCCAUACUUGUUUAAAACGCCGUUGACGGAAAGCAAAGACGUGCGGGCGCCAAUUGUCACGAAACUCCCGCGCCUUCACCGCCAGAAAAUUCAAUAAACAACACAAAGACAUAGCCAUCAAUCAUGAUCGAGUCUCCAUCGGUCCAUCAAUUCCACCGCUCAAGUCGCAUAAUAUAAUAGAGACCAAAAAGGAAACAAGCAUAAAAGUAUAACCAAGUCUCUAAUUCGCUUUGGUUCCAUGCCUAGCUUCUUUUCUCAUUCGUAUAUCGGAUCCGCAAUUUGGGUCAGGCUAGCUCUGCAUUUGAUUCGGAUCUGAAGACGAGGAAGUAGUACUGCCUCAAAAGAUGGAUCCGGUCACACGUAUACCCUAGUCACAGAUCAUAGCAGUAAGAAACGAAGAGAGUUUGAUUGAUUCAACCAGCAAAAACACGUUGCUUUCUUCAUUUCUGAUCCAAUCCCAUGAUGAACGACUAGUGCAGAAUAUCCAUGAUCGACUGGAACAGCAACCCUGAAUUGGAAGUCUUAUUUUCAUUUGGCAAUUGUCUGGUAAAGUUAGUUGGUGUUUGAUAUUAUAGCUUGGUUGGAAUAUUAUUAUUUUUGGUGAUGAGCAACAAGCAGCCAGUGAAGCUAGACGACGACCAAAUCGCCGACCUCCGCGAGAUAUUCCGGUCGUUUGACCGGAAUAACGACGGCAGCUUGACCCAGCUGGAGCUGGGAUCGUUGUUACGUUCACUUGGGCUCAAGCCGGGACCAGAGCAGCUGGAUUCCUUGAUCCAGAAGGCAGACACUAACAGCAAUGGCCUAGUGGAAUUCUCGGAAUUUGUGGCGCUGGUGUCGCCGGAGCUGCUCUCGGCUAAGUCACCCUACACAGAGGACCAGCUGAGACAGCUGUUCAGGAUGUUCGAUAGGGAUGGUAACGGCUUUAUCACUGCGGCGGAGUUGGCUCAUUCCAUGGCCAAAUUAGGGCAUGCCCUCACGGCUGAGGAGCUAACGGGGAUGAUCAGGGAGGCGGAUACCGACGGUGAUGGGAGAAUCAAUUUUCAGGAGUUCGCUCACGCUAUCACUUCUGCUGCUUUUGAUAAUUCUUGGGCUUGACUUGAUGAUCAAGGCUUGUUUGGGAGUUGUACUUGUUUAUUUUCGGCUUCAGGUUAGAAAAAUUUCCAAGAACAUAUAUAUACGAGUCACCAGAAGAUUAUUCCCCUAUUAUAGCAAUUGGACUCCACUGCUAUUUGAUUAUGAAGGGUUAUCUCUAUAUUUCAGAACCUCGUUGUAUAUGAUAAAUUGAUGUGGCAUUUGUAUCCUUCUCACAAUCUUAAAGAGAACAUCCAGAACUCUG